Molecule: messenger RNA, 1276 nt
Organism: Drosophila arizonae
Lineage: Eukaryota; Metazoa; Arthropoda; Insecta; Diptera; Drosophilidae
Gene: pasi2
Product: Protein pasi2
Biological process (GO): establishment of glial blood-brain barrier; septate junction assembly; regulation of tube length, open tracheal system
Cellular component (GO): plasma membrane
Source: RefSeq, a predicted model, not a curated record
GUGCUUGAAUCUCCAAACAUAUUUCAUUCCGUGACGUCACAGAACAAGGCUUCAACAUGAAUUAUGGCCGCAAGACGCCUUCGACCUAUCGAUCGAAUCCCUCGAUGUAUUCCCAUGCGACGGGCAGAUCUUCUACAAAUUUGCACUCGAAAAUGUCGCGCUCCACGCGAAGCGUUCGCAUCCCUUGGUACCAGCGGCCGCUCCUGAAGAACAACCAAUACAUCGAUAUACAGAAGGGAGCCAUGCUGAUUGGCCUGUUCGCUGUGUUUCUUUCGCUCUUCACCAUUGCCACCACGAUCUUUGACAUUUACUGCUAUGCGAUGGCUGCCCCAGGAUCCACACAUUACGGUUACUAUAUUAUAUCGUACGAGUUUGUCUAUGUUGGAAACAAGCACGGUAUACGAUCCAUCGUUGAUCCAUCGUUGUGGAGUAAUUUAUUGAAACUUACGCGCACACACGUAGACGCAGAGACAGACACAGACACAGACGCAGACGCACGCACACAAUCAAAAACUCACACACAUAUAAAACUUCAUAAACUUGAUACAGCCAGAAUGGAACGUGAAUCAAAUCCAAUGCAGCCCAUGUGCCGCUCGGGAUGCGGUUUCUAUGGUAAUCCCGCUACAGAUGGUCUGUGUUCAGUUUGCUACAAGGACUCGCUUAGAAAAAAGCAACAGCCACCUGUGAGCAGCACACCUGUGUCAGUUCCAAGCCCACAGCCUAGCCCCACAUUCAGUCCGGUCAUCGCAACAACCCACACUGCACAGCCCACGGUACAGAGCUUACAGCAAUCACACAGUGAUAUCAAAGAGAAAAUCACCGAGGAAGCCGCAGUCGCCUCCAAGUCCAAUAGCGAAGCCAUAAUUGCGGCGUCUGGUCCAAAUACUUCCACACAAGCAGCUGCCUCCGCAUGUGAGCAGGAUGAUAAAGACAAGGAAGACGACAAGGACGCCAAGAAGAAAAAGAACCGAUGUGGUGAAUGCCGCAAGAAGGUUGGCCUAACUGGUUUCCAGUGUCGCUGUGGCGGCUUAUACUGUGCCGUGCAUCGCUAUUCCGAUAAACACAAUUGCACCUUUGACUACAGAGAGCAUGGCGCCCAGGAGAUUCGACGCAAUAAUCCGGUUGUAGUUGGCGAGAAAAUUCAAAAGAUUUGAAUUGCGAGGAGAGAUUGUGCCAGUAACAGUAGCCGUAGAAUAAUAACAACUACACAUUAUGAUAUAGUAUAUAUAUACACACGCUACGCACCAACAAAUCAAUAUAACAACAAAACAAAAAA